AUGCAAUACCGCAACCUCCUCCUCCUUGGCCUCGUCAGCGUCGCCAUCGCACAAAACGACUCCGACUGCGACAGCCCAGACAGCAACACCGACAACGGCGGCAACAACUGCUCCACCCGCCAGAACAACGACAACGACAACGACUCCGCCGCCACCUCCACCCUCAACGGCAUCGUCGUCACCUCCCGCGACACCACCACCGACGUCGGCCAGAGCACCACCCUCGUCCCCGUCCUGACCCAGUCCGUUGCCACAACUACGGACGUGGGCGUCGACACUACGCGGGAGACUCUCACCGAGACGACGGAUGUGGGCACCACGCCGACCAAGACGGUUGUGCAGUUUGCCACGACUACGGAUGUGAACUUGCAGAGUGGGUAUGCGUACACCACGGAUAGCUCGGGCAAAACCAUUGCUACCUUCACGGGGACUGGGACGGCGCCGAGUUUCACGGGUAUUGUACCUGGGGACGUGACGAGCACGGAUUCGGGAGUGAUGGCGACGGCUGUGCCGUAUGUUGGCGCUGCUGCUAUGGCGGGGUUGGCUUUUGUGCUUUGA
Messenger RNA from Fulvia fulva, 558 nucleotides. RefSeq lists its product as uncharacterized. The coding region runs from base 1 to 558 and encodes 185 amino acids. The transcript has a single exon. NCBI's taxonomy places the organism in Eukaryota, Fungi, Ascomycota, Dothideomycetes, Mycosphaerellales, Mycosphaerellaceae. The record is from RefSeq and is a predicted model, not a curated record.